GACGAAUUGGUUCCUCCUCAGCCUGUGUGGUUGUCUCUUUUCGAUUAAAUUGCGGACUUUUGAAUUCCGAAUGGCUGUUCCCUUCAUUCUGGUUUUCUUUCUCGUCUCUCCUUCUGUGCAUGGUCACCGCCAUAAUUGUCCCAAGUCCUUCAACUGUGGAAAGAUUGGACAGCUCCAUUUCCCUUUCUACAACAUCACAGACCGUCGAUGUGGGUUGCUGCCUGUGAAUUGUGGCAAAAACGGAACUGCAAAACUGCAAUGGGGUAACUGGUCCGUGGAAGUAGAGGAAGUCUUGGGUAACGCCAUCAAGAUAAGGGAUAAUUGCAGAAGUGACUUCAUAAGCCUAAAAAGUUGCGAUGUUUUCAAUUACCUCCCUUUCUUCAGUUCAUCUUCUAUGUCCACUACAACAUUUCCCAAUAUCGCCUUGGUCAAAUGCGAAAACAGAAGCGAUCCCAAACUAAACAAAAGGACACAAGAUCGCUUCCACAAAUAUCGAAGUUACGAAAAAUGCCCGGGUUACACGUUCUACUAUUCUUCAGACCCUAAUCAGCAACUUCCGUCACCUGGCAGUGGGCUGCCCUGUGUUGAAGUUAUAGUACCGGCAGCAGUACCAUCGAAGUGGAACGGAAAGGCUAGAGAUUUAUUCUCACUAUUUGCAUCUGAGUACUAUGUUGGAUUCAGUGUCUCAAAUAAAUGCAAUAAAUGUCGCCUUAAGGGUGGCCAAUGUACAUCUCUUGCAUUUGGCGAGUUCCAUUGCAUAAUUGAGGGAGGAUGUAUAUUUGCAUUUCUGAAUGUGCAGGGAAGAAGAAAUCUGAAGCUGAUUCUAGGAACAGUCAUACCCGGAUUCUUUAUCCUACUCGUACUCUUUUUGGGGAGUGGCAAAAGAUGGAGUUACAUCUCUUCUCACGUGUUCUCAAGGAACAGUGCUGAUUUUUCGAAAGCAGACCUUGAAGGAGGUAGUAUCUACUUUGGUGUACCUGUCUUCUCCUACAAGGAACUCGAAGAAGCCACAAAUAACUUCGAUCCUUCUAAAGAAUUGGGAGAUGGAGGAUUUGGCACUGUUUACCACGGCAAGCUCAAGGAUGGGAGGGAAGCUGCGGUAAAACGCUUCUAUGAGCACAAUUACAAGCGGGUGACCCAAUUCAUGAAUGAAAUUGAAAUUCUGAACCGCCUUCGCCACCGCAACCUCGUAUCCCUCUAUGGCUGCACCUCUCGCCAAAGUCACGGCCUGCUCCUCGUCUACGAGUACAUCCCUAAUGGUACAGUUGCCGACCACCUCCACGGCUGCCACGCAAAAGAAGGCUGGACCCCUGGCUAUGUCGAUCCAGAGUACCACCAAUGUUUCCAGCUGACCGAUAAAAGUGAUGUUUACAGCUUUGGAGUUGUGCUAAUUGAGCUCAUAUCAUCAAUGCCUGCGGUUGAUAUUAGCAGGCACAGGCAUGAGAUCAGUUUGGCCAAUUUGGCUAUGAACAGGAUCCAAAACAGGGCUUUCAAUGAAUUGAUCGAUCCAUGGCUGGGCUUCGAGUCAGAUCCUGAGGUGGAAAGGAUGACAACGUCGUGGCGGAGGUGGCAUUCCGGUGCCUACAGCCAGAAAAGAAAUGAGGCCAAUGAUGGA
This is a messenger RNA of Thlaspi arvense, 1615 nucleotides long. NCBI's taxonomy places the organism in Eukaryota, Viridiplantae, Streptophyta, Magnoliopsida, Brassicales, Brassicaceae. The record is from the annotation of a GenBank genome assembly.